ACGCAGACGCUGCCGGCGCCGGAGCGCGAGGGCUACGCCAAGAUGGCGCACCACCUUUCGAUGUGGCUGCUGGUGGCAUGCCCGGUGAUAGCGCUGCUGCCGCCGCGCAAGCUGGACGUGUACACGACGGGGCUCGGGGUGAUGACGCUGGUGUCGGCGGAGCAUCUGAUGCGCGAGCGCACGGGGGGCACGCUGCUGCAGCGCGUGGGGCGGAACUUCGACACCGCCUUGACGUCGUCGUCCGACCUGCUGCCGACGGAGCGGGCACGCCAGGUGCACGAGGUGCAGCGGCGCGCCAAGGAGGAGCGCGAGGCCUUGCUGCGGGCCGAUGGCAGCAACAGCGAGCGCAACGCGCUGCAGCGGGCGUGGAUGGGCGGCGAGACGGAGGGGUGGAAGGAACGGAGGCUCAAGGAGGAGCGCGAGGCGAUUGAGGAGGGCAGGGGCUAUGGCAGUCUGAUCAUGGAGCAGAUCUGGGAGGUGUGGAACGGGGGCAAGGCCAACGCGGAGAAGGUCGAGGAUCGCGACCUGCAGCGCGAGGUGCAGCGACGCGUCGAUGAGGCGGAGAGGAAGAGCUAGGUUGAUUCGUUGGUUGGAUUGCGCUGCGCUGCGCUGCGCUGCGCUGCGCUGGCGGGCCGCGGGCAGACCGCCAUGGCCGGACGAGCCGACGACGACAGCCGCGGCCUUGGUCAGCUUGGUCAGGCGCCGCGCUGCGCAGUGCGCUAUUGUACGAUAGCCUGACAGCACGACGUU
This is a messenger RNA of Aplosporella prunicola CBS 121167, 750 nucleotides long. RefSeq lists its product as uncharacterized. Bases 43 to 576 code for a protein of 177 amino acids. The transcript has a single exon. The record is from RefSeq and is a predicted model, not a curated record. NCBI's taxonomy places the organism in Eukaryota, Fungi, Ascomycota, Dothideomycetes, Botryosphaeriales, Aplosporellaceae.